GUACCAGUGAGUUUGUGUUUGGUAAAAUAUUGAAAUUUGUGAAACUAGUAACUUAGUCUAGUGAAAAUAUUUAAAUGUGUUUUUUUUCUUCAUUAGGGGAAUAGGGCCUACCGGUGGCUUUCGCUAUAUCAUCACCAGAAAUUUGAAACAUAAUGUCCUACAUUUGAUUCUAAAUGAAAACAUUUAUGGUCUUAGCUUUGUGCAGAUUUCUGAAUUUUGACGAAAAUGGUCGUUUAUAAAAUAAAUGAAUAAAUGGCUUUCAAUCAGCCGCGGCAUGCCGAAAUGUUUUUUUCUUCAAAGUCAAAAUUUCUAAAUUUUUGUUUUGUUCAUGAACUGUUGCUUCUUCAAAUAAUGACAUCCAGUUGACAAGUUGCUGGACAAUAAUUGUUCUUUAAUACAUGUCGAAAUAGUCUACCUUUCAAUUCGGAAGAACAGCACAAGUAGGAGGUCGUCAUUACUUCCCCUGACUGACAUGUCUACCGGGAGUAGUUUACUUUCUACAUUGAUGUGCUUCCUGUGCUUUAUAGACUUGACUAAAGGGCAAUGCAGCUUGCAAAAAAUGAGUGACACUUACAUGAGAGAAGCCGACUUGAUAGAGAAAAAUUAUGGUUCUGACAUUGAAUGUGCCAAUCAAUGCCUGGCAGACUCUGAAUGUUGGGCCUAUAUUUUUUAUGUCGGAUGUAGAUUCGCCGACAAGACAACAGCCGAUGCACAUUAUCCUGAAGAUGGCGACUAUAUCUAUUUGAAACAAUGUGAUGAAACUACUACGGAAUCAACAACCACGACAACAACAUCAACAACGACAACAACCCCAUCAACAACGACAACAACAUCAACAACAACGACUACAGAACCACUAACAACAACGAGUCAGCCGACAACAACUACAUCGUUAACGACAACAACGACUACCACAACUACACCAGUUUCAAUAUCAACUACACCAUUAUCACAAAGUCUGCCAACAUCAUCAACUACGUCAGCGAAUGUCGUAACCACGCUACCAGCAGCCAAUGGAAAUAUUUUAAGCAACACGGACGCCAGCGGUCAGAUUGUAAGUUUGACUACGAGCAGCUGUAAGACUGCCUGUGACCUGGUCUUACAGUGUCAACAUUAUGUCUUGGACAGCAGCAAUGUCUGUAAAUUGUUUACCACCACGCCUGAACAGACGUCACAAACUGGCAGCAUUCUUGGGAGAAAGAUCAAUUGUCCUGAUGGUCAACCCUGCUGCUACCAGACCAUCUCAGAUACCAAUGACGAAACUGUCCCUCAACUUUCUUUCACACAGUCUUUCUCGUCUUGCCAAGAGCUAUGUUUAAAGUUGGCCCAGUGCCGGGCUGUGGUAUUUACUGGCACUACCUGCCAACUGUAUACGUACAUAGAGCAGACCUCGUCAAAGCCUGGUUACACGAUGUACAUUAAACCAGACGGAGUGUCAAGUGAUUACAGUGUUUCUGAUGUUUGUCUGAAAGGAUCCAGCACAACGCCAUUGAUUCAUCUCAUUAUUUUAGCAGUUGCUUCUGUGUUUCUUCUCAGAAGAUCUAUACUCCGCUGACACCAAUGUAACGAUUACAACAAAAGUACAGAAAACAGCAACACAAAAUAUUGGAAGAAAAUAUUUACCGCUUAAAAAAACAUUUUUACCAGAUGAACAUUUGAUCAUCUAAAUCAUGAAACCAAAGUUGUAUACAAAAACUUGUUUUUCUUUUACACAUGUGAUAUUUUACACAUUUAAAAAAAUAUUAUCUUAUUGUUUUACAUUAUAACAUACUUAUACUAGAUAAGAUAUAAGUAAUUAUUUUAUAAAUUAUCUUAUUUAUUUAAUUUUUGUACAUGUUUAUUUUCUAUUCUCAAAUCUGUGAUAACUAAGGAGUGAUUCUAUCUGGUAUCUUUGGUACACAUAGACAUUGGCUGCAGACGUUUUCUUUCUUAUCUAACUUAUAUCAUUUGCAGCCAAUAAGAAAAAACUUUAACAUUUGUUGUAAGAUAUAGAAAGUUUUAUCAUUUGAAGAAAAAGCGAAUUGUUAUUAGUUGAUAUGUCAAAACAAACAAUGUCGAGAUCAACAAUUAUACAAGAGAAAACCAAAUGCAUUAGGAUUUUAGUAAAACAAAUGUAAGGGCUGCGAUUUAAAUUGCCUUUUUGUGUCCUAGAAAUAUCUGGGGGGGGGGGGUUAUCUCUAAGUAUCACAAAAACAUGUUUCUUGCUGUUUCCUAGAAAUAUCUGUUUUUUUAUCUCUAAGUAUCACAGAAACAUGUUUCUUGCUGUGUCCUAGAAAUAUCUCUUUUUAUCUCUAAGUAUCACAGAAACAUGUUUUUUUUUCUGUGUCCUAGAAAUAUCUAUUGUUUUUUUUAAUCUCUAAGUAUCACUGAAACAUGUUUCUUGUUGAUGAACUUCUUUUCAGCCUUUUUUUUUUAGCCUGAUCGUUAGUUACACUUUCAAUUAAUUAUUUUCGCACAUAAUAAUAAUUGAAAGAAAUAGCCCUCAGCAUCAGUUCAUACUUUGUAGGUUUGAUUACGCCAGUCUGUUCAGAAAGACCUUAUAAUUGAGUCUGUUAAUUAAAAUAAAUAGAUCGAAAAAUUCCUUAAAACAUGUCUCACUAUCGAGGGGCAUGGGAAUGUAAGAGGUCAAGUCUCCUACCAGUUCUUGCCCUGACCUAAUCCAGUCAUCAAGCAACUAAAUAACACUGACUCUGUUGUUAUUGACCAUACUCUUUUUGUUAUUGUCUAGACUUUGUUGUUAUUGACCAGUCUCGGUUGUCAUUGACUAGACUCUGUUGUUAUUGACUAGACUCUGUUGUUAUUAACCAUACUGUUGUUAUUGACUAGACUCUGUUGUUAUUGACCAGACUGUUGUUAUUGACCAGACUCUGUUGUUAUUGACGGUCUUUCUCGCCCUUUUACCUGUAUGGAAUCUUUGAUUAAAGUGUUGCCUUAUAGAGCUCUUUUAUAUGAGAAGAACAAAUAAUCAUCAACCAAAAAAGUCCAGUAUUCAAAAAGUCUAGUAUUUGAAAAGUCUAGUAUUUCAAACGCUAGUUGUUUUUGUUUCUGAUAUUUUUUGUUCUUCUCUUUGGUUCAACUGUUCCCGCUGCUGUUUGUUAGUUUUCCCAUAGCGAGACCACAUGAAGCAGAUGAAGAGAUAAAAAAUGACUUUAGGAUACAAAGAAUCUCAUUCAACCGUAGUAGAGUUAUCAGAUUGGCAAUCUAGACUCUCGUAGUAAAGUGAUUUUUUUGUUCCUGCGUCUAGCUCUAUAUUCCAUUCCAAACAUCUUGUGAUCUAGGGCCCAUUGAAUACAUGACAAAGCACGAUGUUAAUGCUAAUCAUCCAAAGAACGAAUAUAUUUAGCAUGGGUGGAUCUAGAAGUGUGUCGAUAGAAUCAAAGGCUUUGGAAUACAUUAAAUUAAAAGAUUAUAAUUUAAAUCUCCAACUGAAAAACACAAAUCUCUGUGUGUAUGUGUAUUUAUAAAUAUAGAUGAGAAAUAUUUCAUUUGAAAGCUUCAUAAUGCUCUCAUUUCCAUAUUGAGAUUAGCCAUUUUCGACCUGCCAACCAUGUUUAGUCCAUAAAUUUGCAAGCUAAUUAGAGGAUUUCAGAUUCCAAAUUUAUGGUAGACCGCUGGGUGGACGCAGUUGUCGAUAACGGCUCUUUUUCAAAGAAAGUAGACAGUUAAUAUAUAUCUUUGGGGAAAGAGUUACGCUCAUUGGCCACACAGGAAAAACUCGUGUUUGAUGGACCAACUGAUGGACCAACUGAUGGACCAACUGAUGGACCAACUGAUGGACCAACUGAUGGACCGAACAAAACGAACAACAUUUUUUCCCCUUUCGUGAGCCGCCAAAAAUAUUGUUUUCUUCAAGACUAUUUCUCAUUCUUCAAGUUGAUACCUGUUUCGUCAGAUUGAAUAUUUGACUACAAAUAACUGAUGAUUUAAAAAAAACCUGGUUGGGCGUAUGUAUGCAGUUAGAAUAUCAACAAAUAUAUUGAUAGGUCAGGAGAUCUAGACUUUGAAGACCGUCACAAAAUGUUCCUGAACGUCCAUUAACCUAUUGAAUGAAUACCCGAAGACAAAUUCUGUUCAGUUCAAUAGUUUCUAGUCCUCUAGCCAAAUGGAAAUAAUUUUUGUAUUCUUUGAAAGAUUAUAAAAUAGUUACACUUUAGUCAUUCUUGUCUCAAAUAUAUUGUUACGUAUCUCUCCUACUAUCCAGGCUCUCUUCAAACUGCACCACACGACACAACGAACUUAAAGAACCUCACAACUCAGGGCUCCAAAGUAUCAGUCAAUUUAAUUUCAAAUACAUUACUAAUAUUGUACAGUUGGCAAUAACAUCACACUAACUGUCCAAAACCUAGCCUUGCUCCUCCUGACUUCACACACCGUCUGUCUCUAACUUCGCCUCGUACUGGUCACAUUGCGAGGUAACGUGAAGUCUCGUCUUUCUGACACACUCGCUCUUAUAUAGUGUCUCUACUGGCCUUCUAGAAUCGGAUGGAACGUUCUUGACCACUCAGAAUGAUCACAAUCGCCGUGACUUGCGUGCGUAAUAUUUACACACAGGUCGUUGCCGAACUGGCGUGUACUGUCACUGGUCACGGUUGACCGCUCGUCCUGCGCUGGACUGUGGCGAUUAGGGUAGGCUAAAAACACACAGCACUACCCCCAUCUGUGUCACCACCAGGUUUACAACACUGACCCCUCCUUAGAUCUGUCCGUCCCGGACAGCAUCAAUCUCAUGACAUGGGAUGUGUAGUUUCAUCGCUGCAGGUGGGGGUCGAUCGGUGGGGGUGACAGUGGGCUUGCCUCUUGAGCUAGACGAAGCCAUCCACGUUGAAUUCAGCAACUGUCGCUUUCGUCUUCUCUGCCAGUUGACCUUCACCUGGUUGCACUGACAUCGUGGUCGCAUCGCCAUCCUCGAACGCAGCCAACGUCGCUUUCUUCUCCUCCAGUCGAUCUUCAUCUUGUUGCAAUGACGUCGUGGUUGCAUCACCAUGCACCUUGGGCUCAUCAAACGUCGCCUUCUGUCAUUCUGUACUGCGGGCAGCCAUUUUACACAUGGGGAGGAAUAGGAUGCCAGGGCCGGUGUCACCAAAAUCAUUGGCCUAACAGGUGGUUUCAAAUGGUUUUCUCGAAGAGGACUUUUGGGAUGGGUUUCCGGUUCACUGGAGGGGAAAUUAUGGGACAGGUCAUCAUCUUCAGACUUGUAUGGAGGACAUGCUUGUGGGGCAGGUUGGUAACUCUCCACACGCAAUGGUCCCUCUUCUUCGGCAUCAGGCUGCGCAUCUGCUUCGGUCGACUAGUUUCAGCAGCUGACCAAUCGUCUGUUGGGUUGAGACCUUUUCGAUUACUUUCUACUUGCAAGGGGGUCUCUGCUGCGUCAUCAGGUUUCGGUGGGUGUUCGUAAUCAUCACCAGGGCUUAUCUCGUUGGUCCAUUUCUGAGAAAAUCAUUAGAGCCUUUUUUGUGAACCAUGUCCACCCACAGAGAUUUUAGAAGAUUUUUAAAACAUGUUUUUGGACCCAAUGAAUUGGCAAACUAAAUUUAAGGAAUUGUAAAGUUACAUUUUUAUACAAACUACGUUGAGACAUAAUGUUUUAUACAAACUACGUGAAGACUUAAUGUUUUAUACAAACUACGUUAAGACCAAAUGUUUUAUACAAACUACGUGAAGACUUAAUGUGUUAUACAAACUACGCGAAGACAUAAUGUGUGAUACAAACUACGUGAAGACCAAAUGUUUUAUACAAACUACGUGAAGACUUAAUGUGUUAUACAAACUACGUGAAGACUUAAUGUUUUAUACAAACUACGUGAUGACAUAAUGUGUUAUACAAACUACGUGAAGACAUAAUGUGUUAUACAAACUACGUGAAGACUUAAUGUUUUAUACAAACUACGUGAAGACUUAAUGUUUUAUACAAACUACGUGAAGACUUAAUGUGUUAUACAAACUACGUGAAGACAUAAUGUGUUAUACAAACUACGUGAAGACUUAAUGUUUUAUACAAACUACGUGAAGACUUAAUGUUUUAUACAAACUACGUGAAGACAUAAUGUGUGAUACAAACUACGUGAAGACAUAAUGUGUUAUACAAACUACGUGAAGACCAAAUGUUUUAUACAAACUACGUGAAGACAUAAUGUGUUAUACAAACUACGUGAAGACUUAAUGUUUUAUACAAACUACGUGAAGACUUAAUGUUUUAUACAAACUACGUGAAGACUUAAUGUUUUAUACAAACUACGUGAAGACUUAAUGUGUGAUACAAACUACGUGAAGACAUAAUGUGUUAUACAAACUACGUGAAGACUUAAUGUUUUAUACAAACUACGUGAAGACAUAAUGUGUGAUACAAACUACGUGAAGACUUAAUUUUUUAUACAAACUACGUGAAGACAUAAUUUUUUAUACAAACUACGUGAAGACAUAAUGUGUGAUACAAACUACGUGAAGACUUAAUUUUUUAUACAAACUACGUGAAGACCAAAUGUUUUAUACAAACUACGUGAAGACAUAAUGUGUUAUACAAACUACGUGAAGACUUAAUUUUUUAUACAAACUACGUGAAGACCAAAUGUUUUAUACAAACUACGUGAAGACAUAAUGUGUGAUACAAACUACGUGAAGACAUAAUGUGUUAUACAAACUAAGUGAAGACAUAAUGUGUUAUACAAACUACAUGAAGACCAAAUGUUUUAUACAAACUACGUGAAGACAUAAUGUGUGAUACAAACUACGUGAAGACAUAAUGUGUGAUACAAACUACGUGAAGACUUAAUGUUUUAUACAAACUACGUGAAGACUUAAUGUUUUAUACAAACUACGUGAAGACAUAAUGUGUUAUACAAACUACGUGAAGACAUAAUGUUUUAUACAAACUACGUGAAGACCUAAUGUGUUAUACAAACUACGUGAAGACAUAAUGUUUUAUACAAACUACGUGAAGACAUAAUGUGUGAUACAAACUACGUGAAGACCUAAUGUUUUAUACAAACUACGUGAAGACUUAAUGUGUUAUACAAACUACGUGAAGACAUAAUGUGUUAUACAAACUACGUGAAGACAUAAUGUGUGAUACAAACCACGUGAAGACUUAAUGUUUUAUACAAACUAUGUGAAGACAUAAUGUGUGAUACAAACCAUGUGAAGACAUAAUGUGUGAUACAAACUACGCGAAGACAUAAUGUGUGAUACAAACUACGCGAAGACAUAAUGUGUGAUACAAACUACGCGAAGACAUAAUGUGUUAUACAAACUACGUGAAGACAUAAUGUGUGAUACAAACUACGUGAAGACCUAAUGUUUUAUACAAACUACGUGAAGACUUAAUGUUUUAUACAAACUACGUGAAGACAUAAUGUUUUAUACAAACUACGUGAAGACUUAAUGUGUUAUACAAACUACGUGAAGACUUAAUGUUUUAUACAAACUACGUGAAGACAUAAUGUUUUAUACAAACUACGUGAAGACUUAAUGUGUUAUACAAACUACGUGAAGACAUAAUGUUUUAUACAAACUACGUGAAGACAUAAUGUGUUAUACAAACUACGUGAAGACAUAAUGUGUUAUACAAACUACGUGAAGACAUAAUGUUUUAUACAGACUGCGUGAAGACAUAAUGUUUUAUACAAUCUAGCACGUAUGACAACAACGUAAGACUGCCUCUGUCUCGAGCAAUAUUUUAUGGGCCUGGAAGUUUCUUUUGGAAAGAUUCUUGUCUCGUAAAGUUGCUUGUGAGUCCUAAUCCUUUCUCUCGACUUUGAUGACAUGAUCCAAAUGUAUUUUUUUAAAUUAAUUCACUUGGUUGCUGCAUAAUUACCAUGGGAUGCAGUAUUAAGCGAUAUGGCUAAAUGUUUGAAGUGUAGUCCCAUUAUAUAAUUGUACACGCUAUUUCUUCCACACCCAUUCUCGGAUCAUACAGAAACGUACUGCAAGUAUUUAUUGUACCUAACAAAACAUGAAUCGAUUUGAAAAUCAACAAAAUAGUUAAGUAAUUAUUUGGUAAAUAAUUACUUUGUUUGAUAUUAAAAAUGGAAAUAAAUUCUACAUUAUUGAGAGAUAUAGUUAUAAAUGUUGAAUUCUUCCUCUUAGAUAACCUUUUUUUAAAAAAGAAAUUAAUUAUAUUUUGCUUGUUAACACCUUCAGGUUUCCUUCUGACGCAGUCUAUAAUCUAAACACUUUGCCAUUAUAUAUUAUAAAGCUGUAUCGUCCUUUCAUAUUUUUUUUUACUCUAUAUCCUAAUGUUUUUGUUCUAAUUUAUAUAUGGAUCUGGCCAGUUCAUUUGUUUGUAUAUAUAGCACAUGCAUCGUGCUGUUUGUACAGUCAAUAAAGUAAAUAGCAUUCAUGUAUCACUAAAUGUACAUUACUAAAUUCACAAAGUAAAUUUAUUAUUUUUUUUUAAUUUUUAAAUUAUCAGAACUUUAUCUAGAGACGAAAAACUGUUCAAAAACUUUUAUUUGUUGGUGUAUCCAGAGUACAGAGAGUGAUAGACUAUGAUUUUUGUAUGUUACAGUGUCUGAAUGUUGUUUCUAGCACUAUGGAAUGAUUCUAUUGUCUUGUAGCUUUUUUUUGUUCUUAUUCAGUUGGCAACAUCAAUGCAUAAUUUAGAGUUCCUGACAAGAACCUUUAAAAAACAUUCCUAAGUAGUUCACUGGAUACACCAAACAGCUAGUUAGACUAGGAUACACCAAACAGUUAGACUAGGAUACACCAAACAGCUAGUUAGACUAGUAUAAACCAAACAGCUAGUUAGACUAGGAUACACCAAACAGCUAGACUAGGAUACACCAAACAGCUAGUUAGACUAGGAUACACCAAACAGCUAGUUAGACUAGGAUACACCAAACAGCUAGUUAGACUAGGAUACACGAAACAGUUAGACUAGGAUACACCAAACAGUUAGUUAGACUAGGAUACACCAAACAGCUAGUUAGACUAGGAUACACCAAACAGCUAGUUAGACUAGGAUACACCAAACAGCUAGUUAUACUAGGAUACACCAAACAGCUAGUUAGACUAGGAUACACAAAAAAGCUAGUUAGACUAGGAUACACGAAACAGUUAGACUAGGAUACACCAAACAGUUAGACUAGGAUACACCAAACAGUUAGACUAGGAUACACCAAACAGUUAGUUAGACUAGGAUACACAAAAAAGCUAGUUAGACUAGGAUACACGAAACAGUUAGACUAGGAUACACCAAACAGUUAGUUAGACUAGGAUACACAAAAAAGCUAGUUAGACUAGGAUACACCAAACAGUUAGACUAGGAUACACCAAACAGUUAGUUAGACUAGGAUACACCAAACAGCUAGUUAGACUAGGAUACACAAAAAAGCUAGUUAGACUAGGAUACACCAAACAGUUAGACUAGGAUACACCAAACAGUUAGUUAGACUAGGAUACACCAAACAGCUAGUUAGACUAGGAUACACAAAAAAGCUAGUUAGACUAGGAUACACCAAACAGUUAGACUAGGAUACACCAAACAGUUAGUUAGACUAGGAUACACCAAACAGCUAGUUAGACUAGGAUACACCAAACAGCUAGUUAGACUAGGAUACACCAAACAGUUAGACUAGGAUAAACCAAACAGCUAGUUAGACUAGGAUACACCAAACAGCUAGUUAGACUAGGAUACACCAAACAGUUAGACUAGGAUACACCAAACAGCUAGUUAGGCUAGGAUACACCAAACAGCUAGUUAGACUAGGAUACACCAAACAGCUAGUUAGACUAGGAUACACCAAAUAGCUAGUUAGACUAGGAUACACCAAACAGUUAGACUAGGAUACACCAAACAGUUAGUUAGACUAGGAUACACCAAACAGCUAGUUAGACUAGGAUACAACAAACAGAAAGUUAGACUAGGAUACACCAAACAGCUAGUUAGACUAGGAUACACCAAACAGAAAGUUAGACUAGGAUACACCAAACAGCUAGUUAGACUAGGAUACACCAAACAGCUAGUUAGACUAGGAUACACCAAACAGCUAGUUAGACUAGGAUACACCAAACAGUUAGUUAGACUAGGAUACACCAAACAGCUAGUUAGACUAGGAUACACCAAACAGUUAGACUAAGAUACACCAAACAGUUAGUUAGACUAGGAUACACCAAACAGCUAUUUAGACUAGGAUACAACAAACAGCUAGUUAGACUAGGAUACACCAAACAGCUAGUUAGACUAGGAUACACCAAACAGCUAGUUAGACUAGGAUACACCAAACAGUUAGACUAAGAUACACCAAACAGUUAGUUAGACUAGGAUACACCAAACAGCUAGUUAGACUAGGAUACAACAAACAGCUAGUUAGACUAGGAUACACCAAACAGCUAGUUAGACUAGGAUACACCAAACAGUUAGUUAGACUAGGAUACACCAAACGGCUAGUUAGUCUAGGAUACACCAAACAGUUAGUUAGACUAGGAUACACCAAACAGUUAGACUAGGAUACACCAAACAGUUAGACUAGGAUACACCAAACAGCUAGUUAGACUAGGAUACACCAAACAGUUAGUUAGACUAGGAUACACCAAACGGCUAGUUAGUCUAGGAUACACCAAACAGUUAGUUAGACUAGGAUACACCAAACAGUUAGACUAGGAUACACCAAACAGUUAGACUAGGAUACACCAAACAGUUAGUUAGACUAGGAUACACCAAACAGUUAGACUAGGAUACACCAAACUGCUAGUUAGACUAGGAUACACCAAACAGUUAGACUAGGAUACACCAAACAGCUAGUUAGACUAGGAUACACCAAACAGCUAGUUAGACUAGGAUACACCAAACAGUUAGUUAGACUAGGAUACACCAAACAGCUAGUUAGACUAGGAUACACCAAACAGUUAGUUAGACUAGGAUACACCAAACAGCUAGUUAGACUAGGAUACACCAAACAGCUAGUUAGACUAGGAUACACCAAACAGCUAGUUAGACUAGGAUACACCAAACAGCUAGUUAGACUAGGAUACACCAAACAGUUAGUUAGACUAGCAUUCACCAAACAGCUAGUUAGACCAGGAUACACCAAACAGUUAGUUAGACUAGCAUACACCAAACAGUUAGUUAGACUAGGAUACACCAAACAGUUAGUUAGACUAGGAUACACCAAACAGCUUGUUAGACUAGGAUACACCAAACAGUUAGUUAGACUAGGAUACACCAAACAGUUAGUUAGACUAGCAUUCACCAAACAGCUAGUUAGACUAGGAUACACCAAACAGCUAGUUAGACUAGCAUACACCAAACAGCUAGUUAGACUAGCAUACACCAAACAGUUAGUUAGACUAGCAUACACCAAACAGCUAGUUAGACUAGCAUACACCAAACAGCUAGUUAGACUAGCAUACACCAAACAGCUAGUUAGACUAUUUUCCGGUAGGCACGAAAAUCUCCAAUUUUAUUUUUGUAAUUUAACAUUGUAUACAAACAAGAAUUAUUCACAAGAGUAUUGACUACAUUUACGUAAAUGACCCCAUUAUUAAAUAAAUGUUACUUAAUAAAUAUUUGCAUGGGGCUAUGCGUCCGUAAUGAUUUGAAAUGUCUUGUUAUUAUUUGAACAGUAACAAUGCUGUUAUUAACUCAAUUGCAUCACAUAGUCUCGUGUUUAAAAUUGCAAUGAAACAAUGAAACAUUUAAAUAAAGACUGAAAUAAA
Molecule: messenger RNA, 11652 nt
Organism: Biomphalaria glabrata
Lineage: Eukaryota; Metazoa; Mollusca; Gastropoda; Planorbidae
Product: integumentary mucin C.1-like
Exons: 11
Coding region: 473-1555 (360 amino acids)
Source: RefSeq, a predicted model, not a curated record